Molecule: messenger RNA, 2661 nt
Organism: Cylicocyclus nassatus
Lineage: Eukaryota; Metazoa; Nematoda; Chromadorea; Rhabditida; Strongylidae
Source: the annotation of a GenBank genome assembly
AUGGAUUCUAUUGCCAUUACUGACCAUGGCUCCAUGUAUGGUGUAAUUGAUUUUUAUAAGGCGGCCAAAGCGGAAGGUAUAAAGCCUAUAAUCGGCUGCGAGGUGUAUAUCGCUCCGCAGUCACGAUUGGACAGGACUGAUGUAAGAGAGAUACAGAAUCACGGCUUAGAGGAAGAAAAGAUAGCUAACAAAGGGCUUAUUGAGCUGGCGAGAAAGUAUGGUUUAGGUUUGGUUGCCACCAAUGAUGCCCACUAUCUGAAGCGUGAGGACAGCGAAUUUCAUGAUGUACUGCUGUGUAUCCAGAUGGGAAAGCUGGUAACAGAUACUGACCGUAUGACCUUCAGCAGUGAUGACUACUACGUAAAGAGUCCAGAGGAAAUGGCAGAGCUAUUCCCAGAAUAUCCAGAUGCUUUGGCAAAUACUGUAAAGAUUGCAGAGCGUUGUAAUGUAGAGUUUGAUUUUGAACAUCGUCAUCUGCCUAAUUUUCCACUUCCAGAAGGUAUGACCGAUGAAAUGUAUCUGCGUCAGCUGUGCGAGGAACGUCUGCUGUCACGUUAUCCACAGGAAACUGAGGAGAUAAGGAAACGGCUGGAGUAUGAGCUGGGAGUUAUUCACAGCAUGGGCUUUGACAGCUAUUUCCUCAUUGUGUGGGAUUUCAUCAACUAUGCCAAGGAAAAGGGAAUUGCAGGAUUACCGAUAUUGACCCACUGGAAUAUGCCCUGCUUUUUGAGCGUUUCCUCAAUCCCAGAGCGUGUUACCAUGCCUGAUAUAGACGUGGAUUUUUGCUAUGUGCGUCGUGAGGAAGUUAUUGAAUAUGUAAAAAGACGGUACGGUGAGGACCAUGUGGCACAGAUUGCAACCUUUGGUACGUUAGCGGCUAAAGGGGCGUUGCGUGAUGUAGGCCGGGCACUGGAUAUGAGCUUUAACGAGGUUAGUCAGGUAACGAAGCUUAUACCAGAGGAAUUGGGGAUAACUAUUGAUAAGGCUUUGAAGGAAUCAUCUGAUUUGAUGAAGCUUUACAAUGAGUCACCACAGGUUCAAAGGCUGAUAGACUUUGCUCGUGAUGUAGAAGGCUUGCCACGUCAUUCAUCAACUCAUGCUGCGGGUAUUGUGAUAGCUCGCAAUCCAUUAACUGAUUAUCUGCCUGUGUCGGUGUCAAACGGUACAUUGGUGACUCAGUAUGAUAAGGAUCAUGUGGAGGAACUUGGGCUUCUGAAAAUGGACUUCCUGGGUCUGCGUACUUUGACUGUGCUGGCGGAUGCAGUUAAAAAUAUAGAGCGAGCAAGAGGCGAGAAGAUGGAGUCGUCAGGCAUGACUGCACUGGUUAAGGACCUGCAUCCAGAGGGAUUUGUCGAUCUUAUUCCUACAGUGGCAUUGUAUCGCCCUGGACCCGCUUGGCAGUGGCAUGGAAACCUUUGGCGUGGUGCUUUAUCAGGAGCAGGUAAUGCAGAUAGUGCAGGUGCUGGCUGGAUUCAGUCUGGGACAGGCCGAUUUGCUCCGCCGUGCUAUGGGGGGACUAAGGAGAAGGGGCUUCCUGACGAGCUGGCACAGCAUAUUUUUGAUUUGCUGACUCAUUUUGCUGAUUACGGCUUCAAUAAAUCCCAUAGUGCGGCUUAUGCUUAUGUAGCAUGGCAGACAGCGUACCUUAAGGCACAUUAUCCUGCUGAGUUUAUGGCGGCUAUGCUGACCAGCAUAAUGGAUACCAAUGACAAGGUGGGCGUGUAUAUUGAGCAGUGUCACCGCAUGGGGAUAAGUAUAUUGCCACCUGAUAUAAAUGCCAGUGGUAUGGUGUUCAGUGUCGAUGGUGAGGCUAUCCGUUUCGGUCUGGCAGCAGUGAAGAACGUAGGCGAGGCUGCGAUUGAUGGUAUUGUCAAGGAACGUAAUAAAAAUGGUGCCUUUAAGGAUUUAAGUGAUUUCUGUAAUCGUGUAGAUAACAAGGCGGUAAAUCGCAGGGUUAUGGAAAGUCUGAUAAAGUGCGGUGCAUUUGACAGUACGGGGGCGAAGCGUUCUCAGCUGUUGGAGGCGUUGGAGCAGGCUCUCAAUCUGGCGGUAGCAGCUCAGAAGGACAGGAAUAGCGGUAUGAUGGGUCUGUUUGAUGACUCUGUUAUGGAGGAAGCGAAUCAGGUUGUAUUGAAGGACUUGCUGGAGGUUCCGAAGGCUGUAAGGCUGACAUGGGAGAAGGAGAUUACAGGCUUUUAUAUCACAGGUCAUCCGCUGGAUGAGUAUGGCAAUAUAAUUCGUGGUUUUACCAGUAUAGAGAAGGUAUUAAGUGGACAGCUGGCGGAAGGAAAGACUGUGAAGCUGGGCGGAAUGAUAAUUUCUGCCAAGAGGAUAACUACCAAGAAGGGAGAUACCAUGUGCUUUGUGGAGCUGGAGGACUUCACCCACAGCAUUGAGGUAGUUGUAUUCCCACGUGUAUUCUAUGAAUGUGUAAAUAAUCUUGUACCUGAUACGGCUGUUAUGGUUCAGGGAAAGGUGAAUAUAGUUGACGAUGGUGUAAAGCUUAUAGCAGAUAAUGUUACUUUGCUAAAGGAUUAUCAGCCAUCAUACUAUAUCAUGAUACAGGCAGAAAAUGAAAAACAGGAAAUAUAUGAUGCUAUCAAGGGGGGUACUUGCCCGUUACAAGGGAAAUUAUCCAGUGAUAAUGUAUUUUCCUCGUAG